AUGGGACAGUCACAGAUCCUUGAGGGCUUAUCUACAACUAAUAUAGGCCCUGCUGUAACAUCCGUGCAGUUCCAAUCAUCUGGUUGCUCAACUUCGGUUCUCUAUCAAUCUACUGUAACACCAACGUUUUACACCUCAACUGGAUCUCCAUUUCACAGUAAUGGGGCAUUUCUACCUCCGGCUGUCGAUGAUCGCAAAGAAUAUGUGGCUGUGUUGCCAGCCGGUGUUCAAAUAAACGAUGCUUCGGGGCUAAUACCAGCAAGUGGGAGAGGCACUCUCGCAUCGGUGGGAACAGUUGAUACUGCUAGCUCUGUUGCCCAGCUUACCGCAGUCCCACUUUCUCAUGUUCAGUUGGCACCAGUACAGCUGGCUAAUGAUGGGCAGUCAAACACUCAGCAGCAAAUAAUUUAUGAACAUUACUAUGUUGAUCAGCAACACCCAUCAACUUCGUCAACGAUCAAUGCAACUUCACGUGGUCUUCUAUCUGAAACCACGUCAUCUGGAGCUGAAAAUGGCAAAGAUUUUGCAAAUAAAAGCGGUAGCAGCGAAACAUGUUCACUGAGUGGGUCUGAUACUGCUGCGGCGCUGCAAUUAAAACGGCAAAAGCAGGCGGACGCAGCACGCCAAAGAUAUCAACGAAUGACUUUGGAGGAGCGGAAGGAAGUAAAUCAGAAGCGGACUGAAGCACAGAAGCGUAAACGACAAAAGGACAAAGAAUUGGAGGAAUUGGAAUCACUGCUGCGACAAUCAAAAGAUAUAGAAGAUGAUCCAGCUAUAAAUGAACAAUUGAGGGAAAAACGAAUCCGUGCUCGACGUGCAGAGGCAGCUCGGUUGCGUUAUCAAAGGAUGAGCUCGGAAGAAAGACGUGCUUACAAUCAAAGAAGACGUUUUCGACAACUUGGCAUUCAAGGGGCAAAGAAGAACGGCAUGGAUGAGGAAAAGUUGCGGCAACAUAUUAUCGAACAAAAUGCUAAAAAGGCCGAAGCAGCAAGAUUGCGUUAUCAUCGAAUGACUGAUGAAGAGAAACGUCAGUACAAUCAAAGACGGACAGAAGCUUUUCGUCGCAGACGUAUCGAGGAAGAAAUCUUGCUCUCGACUCCAGCAGGUCGUAUAAGCGCGGAGGCUCUGAACAGAGCACAACAAAUAAUGUUACGUAAUGCGAAACGAGCAGAAGCUGCUCGAUUACGAUAUCAAAGAAUGACACCAGAACAGCGACGUGCAUAUAAUCAGAAAAGAUCUCGUGCAAAAAAAGAACGCGAACGAGUAAUGCGUGCAGCAUCAGAGGACGCCAUGUCAAGUUUAUCAUCAUCUAUAAAUGGAAAUGAAAGUUCAACACAAGUUAACAGUAGUAACACUGCGGUGGAACAAAAACCAAUAAUUGAUAGUGUGGUCAGCGAAGAGGUAUUAUCUACUCUGGAAAGAGACGUGCUGAAGCGGACGCGACAAGCCAAUAUGGUGCUAAUGCGACAAAAAAGACUUCCACCUCAGGAACAAUUCGUUAUUGUGAGUACAAAUCCUGAUGGCACUCAAACGGUUAUCCCAGCAACGACUACUGAGGAUGGCAAACAAAUAUUUCACAUUCCUGCUACAGCAACAACAACGGAGGAUGGCAAACAAGUAUUUCAUAUUCCAGCGAUAACACAGCAACUUAUUAGUACUGAUCCGAAUACUCUGACACUGGUUGAUGAUUCGAGUAAACUAUUAGGAACCGCACAGCAGCCACUGCAGAUAACAUCAGUACCGCAACUUCUCGGUUUAUCACAGCAGCAGCACAGCAACAGCCAUGAUCACGGAGAAACGUCGCAUCAAGUUGCGAUGACUCAGCAGCAACAGAUAAUUCCUCAACUUGCCGAAUUACACAAUGUACAGGAAGGAGGAGGUGGUGCGGAUGAAGCGCAACAUACGGCGCGCGAAAAUCAAGUUGAUGCCCAUGGCCAAAUACAAGCACAUCAGCAACAAAGUUCACAGCAGCACAUGCAACAACAGACACAACCGCAACAUAUUAUAGUAACUUUGCAAGAACAUCAGCAACCUAUGCAACAUCAGAUAAUUGUCACCGAUUUGAAUCAAGCAACUGGAGCCGUUCUUUCAAGCAUGGGUGGACAUGGGCGUUCACGAGGUCGUCCUCCGAUGUAUGCUGCUGCUGCUGCUGCAAUUCAGCAGCAACAAGGCAGUGUAAUGCUACCUCCAGGACAGGUCACAAUAACAGCAACACCGAUGAUAAGCGAGGCGGAAAUAAAACCGCCAUAUCGAGUAACUGCUCCACGUCAUAUGAAUACAGCUCCGAGUAGACGAGAUAUUUUGGCGGUUGCGACUGCAGCAUCAGUUGGCCCAACAACAGGAAUUUCGCCUGAACAAAAAUUAGAAAUACAAAGGGCAAAGCGAGCAGAGCGGGCAAGGUUACGCUAUCACAAUAUGUCUGCUGAAGAACGACGCAAUUUCAAUGCACGUCGUGCUAAAGCUUUGCGGACAGCUCGUAUGAGAGACGAUGAACUAUGUCGAAUGGCAGAAAGAGCUCAAAUGUCUGGAACUACUUUGGACGCAGAUUUGAUGAUUCAGGUUGCGGAGGCGCAGCGCCGUCGUGCGAAGAGAGCAGAAGCAGCUCGAUUAAAGUACCACAGAAUGAGCAGUGAAGAACGACGUCAAUAUAAUGCGAUGAGGGAUGCGCAAAGGCGCCAAAGAAAAAGACAAAAAGAAGAACAAGAACUGCUCGAACGUGAGCGUCAGCAACAGGAACAACAGCAACAACAACAGCAAAAUGAAAUUCAUCAGGAGACCCGUGAACAGGAUGCAAACCGUGAAGGUAAUAACGAACAAAUUCUUUAUGACUCAUAUAUUCGCUAUGAUAGUCAAAUGGAUCAUGGAUGGGCAGUACAAAGUUGA
This is a messenger RNA of Brugia malayi, 2883 nucleotides long. RefSeq lists its product as uncharacterized. Bases 1 to 2883 code for a protein of 960 amino acids. NCBI's taxonomy places the organism in Eukaryota, Metazoa, Nematoda, Chromadorea, Rhabditida, Onchocercidae. The transcript has 18 exons. The record is from RefSeq and is a predicted model, not a curated record.